Molecule: messenger RNA, 2199 nt
Organism: Linum trigynum
Lineage: Eukaryota; Viridiplantae; Streptophyta; Magnoliopsida; Malpighiales; Linaceae
Source: the annotation of a GenBank genome assembly
UAACGUCAUAAACAUUAACAUAAUGUCAUAUGGAGACACGAUUAUCUCUACUCUCUAGUUAAAUGUGGUUGUGAAUUAAGGAGGAACGAGAUUUACAAAACUAAGGUUGAGACUUGAGUGUAGUUGUGGGAGUUGGGAGAGUGGUCGAAUGGGCUGUUAACACGUAUUUACAAGUCAGUUGGGUCCACGGUUUGGUCCGGUAAACCGCGGUCUAGACCAGACCAGACCAAGAGAUCAAAACAUAAACUAGUACAGACCAUGGACCAGACCAAACCAUACUUAACGAUCUACAGUCCGGACCAAACUGUACGGUACGAUUUGGACCACGAUUUUUCUAACGGUCUGAUCUAUUUUCCUAACCCUACCUCAAUUACCUCAAAUCUCUAGACUCUAGAGAAUGAUUACAUUAUUUUAACAAAAUUACAUUUAUUAUCAAAUUAUACGCGCUAAACCAACAAACGAGCCCAAAACGAGGAAAAGGAUGGUUCUGCACUAAAGAUAGGCCCAUUCUGCAGGCCCGCAUCACAUUUGAUAGCCACGUGGGCGAGUUUACCAUUACGCACGCCCACAGCCGUCAAACGAAAAAUCGUCAUAUUCAUUAUUCACCGUUCCCGGAUCCACCGGGAUAUCACUCCACUCUGUUUCUCCGGCCACCGCGGCCUUUCCCUCUUCAAUCCGAAUCUCUGAUUCUUCCACCUUUUUUCCACUUCUCUGAUUCCCUCCGUUUAUUCGUGUUUCUGGGUUUCUCAAUUCGGCCGUGAAUUUCCCCCCUUCUUUCUUUCCUUCUUCAACAUGACUGAUUGGCAAACAUUACUGCAAUCCAUCUUACUGGCCCUCAUCUUCUCUUACCUCGUCGCGAAGCUCAUCUCCAUCGUGGUCUCCUUCAGAGAUGACAACCUCACGAUUACGCGCAAUCCCUCCCCGGCGGAAUCCAGUCGACAGUACCAGCAACUGAAAUCCCGCGAUGAAAUUCGUGGCUCUAGGGGUUUUCCCGGCGGUGUUAACGAGACCGAUUCGGUCGCUGCCGAGCUGGGUAGCGUCAGGAACGAGAGCGUGGCCGGAAUUGGUGACGACGACAGCGUGGAUACCGAUGACGACGACGAUUGGGAAGGCGUGGAGAGCACCGAGUUGGACGAGACGUUCAGUGCGGCGACGGCAUUUGUUGCGGCGGCUGCUUCUGACCGGCUGUCGCAGAAGGUGCCGGCGGAUGUUCAGUUGCAGCUUUAUGGGCUGUAUAAGAUCGCCACCGAAGGACCUUGCACUGUUCCGCCUCCUUCUGCUCUCAAGAUGACGGCUCGCGCUAAGUGGGGAGCGUGGCAGAAAUUGGGUUCUAUGCCACCAGAAGAGGCGAUGGAAAAAUACAUUGAGAUUGUUUCACAGCUUUAUCCUACUUGGGAUGCUGGUUCAUCUGGGAAAACUAGGGCCAGAGAUCGAGAUGGACGGAGUUCUGAUUCCAAAGGACCCAUGGGACCAGUUUUCAGUACCUUCGUUUAUGAGGAGGAGUCUGGGAAUGAGUUAAAAAUGGAUGCUGUCCACGCAUUUGCCAGAGAAGGAGAUGCAGAUAGUUUGUUGAAAUCUAUUGACCAUGACGUUUCUGUCAACUUGAAAGAUAGUGAAGGGCGGACUCCUCUGCAUUGGGCUGUGGAUCGUGGUCACCUGAAUAUCGUGGAACUCCUCGUUGGACGAAAUGCUGAUAUAAAUGCAAAGGACAACGAAGGGCAAACUGCACUGCAUUACGCUGUUGUCUGCGAGAGGGAAGGUAUCGCUGAAUUUCUAGUGAAGCGAGAUGCCAACGUAGAUGUAAAGGAUAACGACGGCAAGUAUGCCAGGGAUUUAUGUGAGUUGAAUUGGUCUUGUCUCCAGACAGCAGGAGCACAAAAGAACGACUAACUAAUGGUAGUUUUAUAGCUAAUCUUUAGUUAUGCAUAUAGAUAGCCUUCGAAACUUUAGCCUAUGUCAGUGUUGGGAUUUUGAAGGGUUAGAAUGGAAAUGAAAUGGGAAAGAUCCAAGAGAAUUUUUUGAAGUACCAUAUUGAUAAGUCGUGGCUGCGAAUCCUGUCGAUUUGAUGUAAUAUGUUGGUAGUCAGUAAUAUUGGUUUGUGUAGCCAACCAAAUCAAAUCAAACUGAGUUGAACUGAAUCGAAUCGAACUGAAUCGAAUCGAACCGAUAUGGCGGUUGGAAUAACCAAAUCGGUCCAAA